Messenger RNA from Staurois parvus, 817 nucleotides. Lineage: Eukaryota; Metazoa; Chordata; Amphibia; Anura; Ranidae. The record is from the annotation of a GenBank genome assembly.
UACAGCGAAUGCGGGGUCCGGGUGAGAGCGGAUACAGCGAAUGCGGGGUACAGCGAAUGCGGGGUCCCGGGGAGGCGGAUACAGAGCGGAUACAGCGAUACAGCGAAUGCGGGGUCCGGGGAGAGCGGAUACAGCGAUAUGCGGGGUCCGGGGAGAGCGGAUACAGCGAAUGCGGGGUCCGGGGAGAGCGGAUACAGCGAAUGCGGGGUCCGGGGAGAGCGGAUACAGCGAAUGCGGGGUCCGGGGGGUCCGGGGAGAGCGGAUACAGCGAAUGCGGGGGUCCGGGGGAGAGCGGAUACAGCGAAUGCGGGGUCCGGGAGGAGAGCGGAUAUAGCGAAUGCGGGGUCCGGGAGAGCGGAUACAGUGAAUGCAGGGUCCGGGGAGAGCGGAUAUAGUGAAUGCGGGGUCCGGGGAGAGCGGAUACAUAGUGAAUGCGGGGUCCGGGGAGAGCGGAUAUACAGUGAAUGCGGGGUCCGGGGAGAGCGGAUAUGGGGAAUGCGGGGUCCGGGGAGAGGGAUACAGCGAAUGCGGGGUCCGGGGAUAUAGGGAAUACAGCAUGCGGGGUCCGGGGAGAGCGGAUAUGGGGAAUGCGGGGUCCGGGGAGAGCGGAUAUAGUGAAUGCAGGGUCCGGGGAGAGCGGAUAUGGGGAAUGCGGGGUCCGGGGAGAGCGGAUAUAGUGAAUGCAGGGUCCGGGGAGAAUGGAUAUGUCCGGGGAAUGCGGGGUCCUCAGAUGGCGGGUGUAAUGCCAUGGUCCUGCAGACUGUCUGUGUAAGUAGCUGUCUGCCCGUACCUCCGAUAUGGGCAAUACAAUGACAGG